This is a messenger RNA of Pygocentrus nattereri (red-bellied piranha), 2283 nucleotides long. Its product is annotated as von Willebrand factor A domain-containing protein 1-like. NCBI's taxonomy places the organism in Eukaryota, Metazoa, Chordata, Actinopteri, Characiformes, Serrasalmidae. The coding region runs from base 91 to 1593 and encodes 500 amino acids. Gene Ontology annotation, molecular function: protein binding. The record is from RefSeq and is a predicted model, not a curated record. The transcript has 6 exons.
AGAGAGCUUCAUUACUGCCGUCGUCAAACUUUUAACUGUGGGACACGCGCGCCCGCGCGCUCAUGGAGAGGUGAGAGCGUCUCGCGGACCAUGAGGAGGCUCGCGUUCGUGGGGUUGCUGCUCACCCUGAGCGCGUGCCUGCAGCCUACCGGCACGCGCAGCGACCCACCUGGCACAGAGUUUGACUGUUGUGAAGGUGAUAUCUUGCUCCUAUUGGACUCCUCUGGAAGCAUCACCACUUACGAAUUUUCCCGCCUGCUGGGCUUCCUGACAGACUUGCUCCGCCCCUUCCUGUUGGGGCGUGGCCAGGUGAGAGUAGGUAUGGUGCUGGUGGGCACUGAGCCGCAGAUGGAGUUUAGCUUUGAUGCCUACAACUCCCAGAAUGCCCUGCAGGAGGCGUUGCUGAGAACACAGCAGCUCCGCGGCGACACCAACACUGAAGCUGCGCUGCUAUUGGCUCAGAGGUUACUACGCCGACCACCAGGGCACAUCUAUCCACCCAGGGUUCUGCUGUGGCUAACCGAUGGGGUGAAGCCAGGCAACGUGGACGGACCAAUGGCGGUGCUGCGUCAGGAGGGCGUGUCUGUGCUGGCAGUUUCUACUGGACAAGGUAAUUACCAGGUGCUCCAUGGCGCUGUGAGUCCUCCCACUGAGGCGCACCUGUACUUCAUAGACAUCGAUGACAUCGGCAUCAUCACUGAAGAUCUGAGGGAAGCCAUCAUAGAGCUGAUCCGCGUGGAGCGUCUGCAGGUGCGAGACGUGACUACCCACAGUGCCUUGCUGCAGUGGCGGCCCGUUCUGGUCGGUGGUUUGGGACACUAUGAGCUGCGUUACAGUUCUGACACUGAGGAGCGAAGACUGACCCUGCAGGCCGAGCAGAGCUGGACGGAGCUCACCGACCUGCAGCCGGACACUCGCUACACAGCCUGGCUCACACCACACACACCGCUGCAGCGCAGAAACACACUGACCACCAGCUUCUCUACACUGACCGAAGUGUUGAGUCCGGUGUCGGUGACCGUGUCGGAGUCCGGAGUGGACCGUGUGCAUGUGAGCUGGACGCCGCUGCAGCCGAGCCGUGUUUUGCGCUACUUGGUGGAGUUUGGGCCGAUUCCUCGUGGGGACGUGCGAGCAGUGACCCUAACAGGGAGAGAGAGCAGCACACUGCUGACCCAGUUACAGCCGCACACUCAGUACCUCAUCACGGUGACCGCUGUUCACUCCUCCGGCCAGCAGAGGGCCAUGUCCGUCAGAGCCUGCACUCAGGAAGUUCUGCCAGGCCUGGUUGACCUCCAGUUGACCCCUGUGGGGUCGGACUCGGUGAAGGUGGACUGGAGAGGUCACAGUGAGGCGGCCGGGCUGAGGGGGUACUGGGUGAGGUGGGAGACCGGAGAGCACUCAUCAUUAUCGCCGCCAUCCUCGAGGUACCUGCCCGCUCAGUCUCUCUCCACCGUCCUCACACACCUCAGCCCUGCCACGCGAGUGUGUGUGUCGCCGGUGUACAGGACGGCGCGGGGGGAGGGGCUCUGCUGUACCGCACACACACUCACAGCUGCCCACGGACGAGGCGGUCAGCUCUCUCUUCUUUCCUGAGUUUGGGGAAAGUCGCUGUCUGUGCUGAUCUGUCGUGGUUUAGCCUGGAAAACACUGCGUGUUCCUUUGAGAUGGUGGAGAAGAGGCUCCAAGGAGGAAGAAGAGGAAGAAAGCGAGGCAUCGAGUCGCCUUGAUGAGAACAGCUUCAGCUCAGUCAUGGAGGCGUGAUGGGGUCAGGAGGUCAGACAGGUCCAGAUCAAUCACCGCUGUCCUGCACAGGCACUGAUAAGUGUCUCCUGCCUGAUUGAUUUCUGUUAACUGCACUUAAUCACAAAAACACACACAAACACAAAGACAACACCAGCUUGCACACACUGCCACCCAGUGGCCAUUCGCUGCACUACAGCCAAUGGAGAUUUAGUAACCUUGCCAAAUUCAUGAUGUUUGUUUUUAUUUUAUCUGUAAUCACUUCCAAAAAGGGGGUCAUUGUCACACAGUUUGUGGAUUUGAAAUGUAAUUUAAUAUAAUAAAUGUGUCUAAGUACAUUAAAUUAUGCUAUGGCAUUUGGUGAACAUGCAAAUGUUUCUGUACAUGGCAAUGAAAAAAGGACAGUCUUCAUGCAUCUUUAGACAAUCGACAGAUUUUAAUUUGAAAUUAUACCUGUUUUUCUACCAGUAUAUGAAAACACCCUUGGAAUUAAAUCCUGUACAAACUUAACAGCAGUUUUAAUUAAACAAAGGGGUUCUCUGA